AAGGCUUGCAUUAGAGGCCCUGCACGUCAAAAAAUCCCAACCAAGUCCCAAGCAAAUGGAUUCGAUUUAAACCCCCCCAGCAAAACCCUAAUGGAGGAGGAAGCGGCGAUCCUGGGGAGCGAUCUGGAGGAACUCUCCGCCUCCGCCACCGUCGUCCCCUUCGAUCCACCGCUCCCUCUCCUGAGAGGUCCCGUGCCGGCCGGCUCCUCCGACGACCCCUCUGCCGGACCCUUCGUCCUCGCCUUCCGAGACGCCGGCAGCUGGCGGUCCGCUUUUCGAGCCACAGAGGCCAAAAUCAUCGAGCAAUGCGAGGCUGGAGCUCGUGUUGGAUGCUCCAUCAGUGCAUCAAACAAGUGCAAACCCCCCUGGUGGAAGACUCUAUUUGGAGUCUCGGCUGCAGAUUUUGCAGAGCGAGAGAAAUGUGAAGAGCGUGAGAUGGCUUCCUGUCUUGCUGCAUCUAAAGAAGCAUGCAUUCAGUUUGCAAAGGAGAAAUGCGUAUCUCCCUUCCGAGAUGCAAGAAUUGCAUCAAUUGAUCUCAAGGGGAACCUGCAGCUUGAUUUUGGUGCUCCUGAAACUGCCAAAAACAUAACAGAAGCCACGUGUGCAGAGCCCAAAUCAUCUUGUUUUGAUCGAGAGACUUCCUGCGAUCCGGCAAAAUUCAAUCUUGAAACUACGAAUUAUAGAGGAAGCAUCCUAUUGGAGAAAUCAGCUGUUGAAAAUAGAUGAAUACCGAUGUAAUGGCUGUAUGGCUUUUCUAUGGUGAAUCACCUGGGGCCAAUGGACUUGGGGAAGUGGAAGCAAGAGACCCCUGUGAGGAUGAGGUGUGAAUAAAAUUUCAUGGAGGACAAUAGUUCAUGAUCGUUUGAUGCUGAAUGUAUGGCAUGCGGCUUAUGUGCCACCCACCUAAGAUCUGUACAUAUGGAACACUUUCUCCUAUUGUACAUUAAUGUGUAUGUGUUGGAAUGGGGUAGCUCCUUUUGAAAUUUAUCAAAGUUUGAUUACUCAACAUGAUGAUCAAAAAUUUCAUGGCUUCAGAUGUUGAGUUGAACAAGUUGAUUUGCUCUCUUAGUUAGCAGUGUAAUUUGUCAAUGUCAUCAAACAUGUUUAGGUUUUGAAUAA
Elaeis guineensis (African oil palm) is the source of this 1119-nucleotide messenger RNA. RefSeq lists its product as uncharacterized. The record is from RefSeq and is a predicted model, not a curated record. Gene Ontology annotation, cellular component: plastid. Lineage: Eukaryota; Viridiplantae; Streptophyta; Magnoliopsida; Arecales; Arecaceae.